Dovyalis caffra is the source of this 552-nucleotide messenger RNA. Lineage: Eukaryota; Viridiplantae; Streptophyta; Magnoliopsida; Malpighiales; Salicaceae. The record is from the annotation of a GenBank genome assembly.
AUGGAAGCAAGAAGCAGGGACGACCAUCUUGAUAUUACUCUUCCUCCGAGAUAUCGAGGUGUUCGGCAACGAAAAUGGGGGAAAUGGGUAUCCGAAAUCAGGGAGCCUGGUUCCAAAACAAGAAUUUGGCUCGGAAGUUAUGAGAUGCCUGAAAUGGCCGCGGCCGCUUAUGAUGUGGCAGCAUUGCACCUUAGGGGACGUGGGACACCACUAAAUUUUCCUGAAAUGGCAGAUAGCCUCCCCCGGCCAGUGAGCUCUAGAGCGGAGGACGUGCAAGUGGCAGCACGAGAAGCAGCUUUGCUGUUCAGGAGACCAAUACAAUGUUCUGAUGUAGUAAGUUGUGGUGAUGGUAGUACAGGUCCUGUUAGGGUUGGGCUGUCACCGAGCCAAAUUCAAGCUAUCAACGAGGCACCACUGGACUCACCACGAAUGUGGAUGGAGUUGGCUGGGGCUGUUUUGUUGGGAGAGCCUAUGGCCAUGGACGAUGGAGUUGGUGUCGAGUUUUUUAAACGGGAGGAAAUGCAAGUACAGGACUCCAUUUGGGAUUACUAG